Telopea speciosissima is the source of this 1114-nucleotide messenger RNA. RefSeq names its product eukaryotic translation initiation factor 3 subunit G-like. Gene Ontology annotation, cellular component: eukaryotic translation initiation factor 3 complex; cytoplasm. The record is from RefSeq and is a predicted model, not a curated record. NCBI's taxonomy places the organism in Eukaryota, Viridiplantae, Streptophyta, Magnoliopsida, Proteales, Proteaceae. Gene Ontology annotation, molecular function: translation initiation factor activity; RNA binding. Bases 23 to 928 code for a protein of 301 amino acids. The transcript is spliced from 4 exons.
UUGUGUAUCGAGAAGGACUAUAAUGGCGAUGGCAUUGGACCGGCCGGCUUCUGCUUCGUAUAACCCACCGCAAUCAAACAAGCUUCGAUGGGGUGAACUCGAUGAAGAAGACGGAGAGGAUCUGGAUUUCCUUCUCCCACCUCGCAUGGUAAUUGGGCCAGACGAGAAUGGCGUGAAGAAGGUAAUUGAGUACAAGUUCAAUGAUGAUGGCAACAAGGUUAAGAUCACCAGUACAACUCGGACUCGGAAACUUGCCAAGGCCCGACUCAGUAAGCGAGCCCUCGAGCGUCGCUCUUGGCCCAAGUUUGGUGACGCCGUGCAUGAGGAGGUUGGUAGCAGGCUCACCAUGGUUUCCACCGAAGAGAUUCUCCUUGAGAGACCUAGGGCUCCCGGGAGCAAACCAGAAGAAACCAAAGUUGCUGGAGACCCCUUGGCACAGCUUGGGAAAGGUGGUGCUGUUCUCAUGGUAUGCCGUACAUGUGGAAAGAAGGGUGACCACUGGACAUCAAGGUGCCCCUACAAGGAUCUUGCUCCUCCAUCUGAAGGUUUUGUUGACAAGCCUGCAUCAGAAACUACAGCUCCUGCUGCUGGUGCAACCAAGGGAGCCUACGUUCCUCCAGGCAUGAGAGGUGGUGCUGCAGAAAGAGGCAGUGUUCCUGAUAGGCGCAGGAAUGAAGAAAAUUCGGUUAGGGUUACCAAUCUUUCAGAGGAUACACGUGAACCUGACUUGCUUGAGCUCUUCCGGACGUUUGGUCCUGUCAGCCGUGUGUAUGUUGCUGUUGACCAGAAGACAGGCGUGAGCCGAGGAUUUGGUUUUGUGAACUUUGUAAACAAGGAGGAUGCCGAGAGAGCCAUCAACAAGCUGAAUGGCUAUGGAUAUGACAAUCUGAUCCUCAGAGUUGAGUGGGCUACACCAAGGGCGAAUUAGGAAGUCUCUAAACAAGAAUGUCACAACAGUUGCAGUAUUUGAAUUUCUUUGUAAGAGUUUUCCUACCAUUAUCAGUUUUUGUAGUGGAAAGAACAGAUGCUUGUCUCAUUAAUUCUGAGAGGAAAUGAGCUGUUUUGUUACUUUAUUUCUGGAUAAUUUGUUUGAUAUUGUAUUUCUUUCUUGUUU